AUGGAUGAACAGGAAAAUAUAAAAAUGAGUCAAGAACAAGUAAAUUUAAACAAAAAUGACGAACCUAUUGAUCAAAGCGACAAUCCAAAAUUCAUCAAUAUAAAAAACAAAAGACAAACCAUACAAAUUUUUAAUAUGUAUAAUUCGAAUUAUAAAAAUAAAGAGGAAUCUGGUGAUGUAAAGAAAUACAGUGUAUUAAACAAUUGUAAAAAGAAAGACAAAGAAGAUGCUAAUAAUAAAGUUAUGUUUGAAGAUAUUUUGAAAGUUCCUAUUAGAAAUAUUGAUGGUUCUUUAUGUGGCGAAAUAAAACCGAAUGUAAAUUUUCCAAAAGAAAUUCCAUGCCCUCAAAGUGACGCAUAUUCUAAAAAAUGCUAUGAUACUUAUUUAAUGAAUAAAAAAAAAUGUGCUACAAAUUUUUUAAAGAAAAAUAGUUUUCAUACCAUUUCAGGUGAAAAUAUUUUACAUAAUUUUAAAAAUAAAUCCCUCGAUUUUUUAGUCUCUAAAGAAAAUCAAAGGAAACAAAAAAAAGACAAAGUAAAUGACCGAAUUGAUGAAAAAGUGAUUAAACCUUUUGAUGUGUCAAAAAGGCAACAUAACGAAAAGGUUGAAAUUUUUGGUCAUACUCCUAAAGAUAAUUUUUGUGAAGAAAUAGAAAAAAUGGAUAAUAAAAAACAAAAUAAUACUGUUUCACGAAUUAAAAAAAUAACGCCACAUCAUUAUUACAAUUAUGUAAGCAAACUUUGUAAAUAUAAUAGUAUAAAUGGUAAAAACAAAUUAAAAAGACGACCAACUAAAUUAAAAUUAACACAUUCGAAGGGUGUUAGAAUGAGACUAGCAAAGACAGAAUUAGCUAAGGCUAUGUUAGCAAAAAAAAAAAACGAAAAAAAGAACCUUGCAAAAAUGUACAUAAAUAAUAAUAAUGUUUUUAUAAAAUAUUUAAAAAUAUACAAAAAUGAAAAUAGAUAUAAAAAAAAUAUAGUCUCAAAUAUAAGCAAUUUAAAUAUAAUAUCAAAAAGAGAUAUACUAAGUUUACCUGAUAAACCAGUAUAUUUAUACGAAUUAGAUAAUUAUCGAUUUCGAUUAGAUAAAAAUAUAGACACACCAGCAUUAAAAGUAGAAAAUGAGGAUAUUAAUUUUCUUUUUAAAUAUAAAAAUACAUGGCUUGAAUUAUUUUUUUAUAAUAAUUACACUAGUAGAGAAAUAUUAUAUAAUUAUAUUAUAAUUAGAUUAAACUUUGAAUUAAUGAUACAAGAAAUAAAAGACAUAGUAAUUAUGGAUAUCAAUACUAAACACUUUAACUACCCAUAUAUAUAUAAUGCAUAUUUAAUACCUCCUAUAAAUGUGCAUGAUAUUGAUAAUUCUUUGAGAAUCCAAAAAGUCACAAGUGACUAUUCUUUUAUCAACAAUGGCUCUUGGGCAUUUUUACGAAAAAAAAAAAAAAAAAAUAUAAAUAUAAAAAAUCAUAUUGAAAAUAGUAACGGUGAACAAAAUGCUCCUCAUCUUUUACAUAUGACAAGAAAUAAAUAUUAUAUUAAUCAUAAUUUUUGGUCACACUUAAAAAAUAAUAUAAACCCAUCUAGAAAUGAUGAUAUUCGAAAUAACAACAACUUUGAUAGUUUAUCAACGAUGCAUAGUUUCAAUAUUAAUUGUUCAGAUAAUAUACACAAUUUUAUAAAAGAAGAUGAAAAAACAAAAAAUGAAAGUAAAGAAAUUUUCCAAUCCACAGAAAAUCGAGCUACAUUUCUUAGUAACUUCCAAUCAGACACAAAUAAAGAGAAAAAUACAGUUUCCGAAGUUGAUAAUAAAUCCUUAUCAAAUUAUAACACAUUCUUUUUUAGAAAUAAUAAUACAACUAAAUUAUACAAUGACAAUAGUUUUAUUGAUCCUUCCAAUAUAUAUAUAACUUUUACUAAUAGUAAAAUAGAGCCAUUCUUCCCUUAUAUGUGUGAUAAUAUAUUUUUCCUUUUUGAUUACUACAAUAAUUACCUGAAAAUGUUUAUAAAAACGAUGCUUGAAAAUGAUAAAAGGAAAAAAUUGAUCAUGGUACAUCAACAUAUUCAAAACAUAAGAGAAAAAAAUAGACAAAACAAUCAGCAAAUUUCUAACAAAACAGAGUCAAACACAAUAAUAGAAAAAACAAAUGAUCAAGAAAAUAAGUAUUAUUUAAAACCUCCAAUAGUUCUAAAUAAAAAUAAUGAAUUGCCCACUAAAAAUAUAUCAACAGUAAAAGGAGAAAUAACUACUCCUAUAAAAAUAACAAAUUAUACAUUUAUGAAUAAUUUAAAAAUAAAAAAUUCUAUUAAUGAUAAAAUGUAUAAUUCUAUAUUUAACAAAAUAGUAAAAAAAAAUUCAGAAAAAAUUAAAAAAGAAUUAUCGAAAGAAAAUGUUGAAAUUCCUAUAUACCUAUGGGUAAUAUUUGGAGGGAAAGAUAUGAAAUCGAUGGAUUCUUUAAAUAUGGUUUACAAAAUGUUACGAUAUGCUACUGAAAUACCUCCAGGAGAAUAUGAAAAAUAUAUAAGAAAAUUGAAAAAAAAAAAAAUAAAAAUUAAUUGUAAUACUAACACAGAUUAUAAUCAUUUAUAUUUUGGACAUAAUUAUUAUUAUAAUGAAAAAAAUAAAAAACAGGUUAGUUUGAAAGAAUAUAAUUUAAAUUAUAAUAAAAUACACAAUUCGAGAAAAAUAUCAUCAGAAAGUAACAAUUUUUUAUUUCUUGAAAAACUCAACUGUUGUAAUUGUAAUGAUAGACAACUAAAAAUUCAUGGUAACCAUGCUAGGGUUACAAUACCGAAAAAUGAUAAACAGAGUGGUGAGAAAAAUAGGAAAGAAAGCACACAAAAAAAUAAUGAAAAUUGUGUAUAUGGAUUAUCUAAUGCACGAAUCCCAAAGAAACAAAAAAAACGAACUCUCCCUGAAUUGAAUAAAGAACUUUUUCCUGAUAAUUAUUUGUAUAAUGCAUCUUCAGAAAUAUAUAAACGAAUUGUCGAUUAUUAUAAUAAUUAUAAUAAAAAGUAUAAUAAAUAUGGGCCUAAUAAUUAUAAAGAAUUUUUAGAAUUUUACUAUAAAGAAAAUAUUGAAAGCAGCUGCAUAAAAGUUGACGAAAAAAAAACAUAUUUUAAAGACGCUAUUCCAACAAAAAACAAUCCUAUCAACAAAUAUAAUAAAGAAAAUGAACAAAAUGAAACAUUAUAUAGUAACUUAAGUGAAAAUCCUUAUUCUAAAAAGAUAAGAACGAAUGGAGAUAAAUUAUCUAAAUAUUUUAUGUCAAAUAUGUAUGGUGAAAUGCAAAAUGAAGAUAAAUAUUAUUGCGCAAAUUUGUGGGAUCACCAAAAAGGGGAAACAAACAAUGCAUUAGGUAAGCAAAGCGGAAAUGUAAAUAUCGUAUCUGGCCCCACAAAUACUAACAAUAUAAUAGAUAGUGAAAACAAAGAAGAGAUUAUGGAUGAAGGGAAAGACAAGAAGGAAAACAAUUCUAAUCACCCAAAUUCCAAAACAUACGAUUUAUUUUUAGAAGCAAAUGAUAGCGAAUCUAGUGAUCAAGAAUCAGAUAAUAAUUUAUACAAUUUUAUAUCUUACCAUAUGCAAGGACGAAAUCCAUCCUUUGAAAUCAAAGACGAAAAAAUUAAAAGUAAUAAAUUAAACUAUACAGAUAUUUACGGUCCAGUUAUUUAUCGUACCAUUUCCAAAGAUUGCCACGAUGAAAAAAACCAAAAGACAUAUCAUAAUGAUAGUCAUAGAAAUCAAAAAAAUAAACGGAAUCAUAAUAAUAAAAAAGAGAAAAGCAAAGCAAGAUAUUCAUUUUUACUAUUAGAUUAUCCAAGUUACUAUAAUAGUACAGGUCAUCCAUCUCCCCUAACAUUUAAGACAUCUGCUUUUUGUGCUUUAAAAGAAGCAAUCAAAGAAAUAAGAAAGGAAAACAAAAAUGCAAAUAUAUCAAUAAACACUCUUGGGUAUUCCUUAGGAUGUUGUGUCAGCUUACAAUUAAUACUUGAUAUAGCUAAAAGCUUAUACAAUGAUUUUUAUCAAGACAUUUAUAAAACUCCGUAUAAUAAAAAAGAAAAAGAACCAAUUAAAGAAAUAAAAGAACUUAAUAAAUUAUCUAUAAAAUUAAAUAAUAAUAAAAAUAAAAUAAAUGAAUAUAUAUAUGAUUCGAAGAAAAUUCUUACAUUUGAAAAUGUUUUAUUUUUGCAAAAAGAAGAGAAAUAUUACUCAAGCAAUGAUAUAUUUCAACACAACAAUGACGAAAAAAUUAAAAAUAUAAAAAUAGAAGAUGAAAAAAAAGAGAACCACAAUAAAUUACACUUAUUAGAAUCAUUUUUAACUGACAAAAAUGAACAGACUCACAUUAAUGAUAAUGCAUCGACAACUUUUGAAACUACCAAGUGCUGUGAUAGAAAACCAAAAGUAAAAGCAUGCUUUUACAAGCAUAUUAUAAAUAAAACAGAUCAACCCAAUAAAAUAGGGGCGUUAAAAUUAGGGGAAAAUAAAACAGAUGUAGAAAGUCUUGAUAUGAAUGGAAAGAUUUACUUCGAUGUGAAAAAAAAAAAUGACUUCAAAAAUAAUGUUGUCCAAAACUAUGAAAUACAAACAAAAUCUUCCAUUAGAUUAAAUGUAAAGGAAAUGAAUAUGGGUGAAGAGAUUGUAAAAGAAAAAAAGGAAAUUGAUAAUCUCAAAAUAACAGUAGAUAAAGUUAUUUUAGUUGCACCAUUUACAAAUACUCAAAAAUUAGUAAAAGGUAUAUUAAACAAUAGUAUGCUAUUUUUAUUAAGUUCAUUUAUUAUGAACAAAAAAUGUCAGUAUGUUCAUUGGGAUAAUAUAAUAGUUUUAAAGGAAUUAUUUAAAAUAAUAAAUGAUUUCAAAAAAAAUAAAUAUUUAUAUGAUGUAUUUUAUAAUUUUCAAAUAGAUUAUAUACAUGGUGAGAAGGACACAUUAGUUCCUUAUAAUAUGAGUUUGAUUUUAUAUAAAUUGACAAAUGAUUUAAUUAUAAAAUAUUCAUUGUUUAAUAUAAAAACAUUUUUGUAUCUAUUUAAAGAGGAUUGUCAUUCAUCAAUUUUAAAUUCGCAAACAGAAAAUAACAUUUUACAAAUCAUUUUUAAGCCUUUUAGACUUCACCCAUUUAGCACUACAUCUAUACAUAAAUUUCAUUUUGAUCUUUAUAAAGAUUUAUAUUUAUUGAAGACUGUUUAUCUUCAAUAUAUAUCCCGUGCUACCUCUAAUUUGAGGUCCACGUAA
Plasmodium vinckei vinckei is the source of this 5229-nucleotide messenger RNA. RefSeq names its product conserved Plasmodium protein, unknown function. The transcript has a single exon. The coding region runs from base 1 to 5229 and encodes 1742 amino acids. The record is from RefSeq and is a predicted model, not a curated record. NCBI's taxonomy places the organism in Eukaryota, Apicomplexa, Aconoidasida, Haemosporida, Plasmodiidae.